Leucoraja erinaceus (little skate) is the source of this 1498-nucleotide messenger RNA. Its product is annotated as monocarboxylate transporter 13-like. Gene Ontology annotation, molecular function: monocarboxylic acid transmembrane transporter activity. NCBI's taxonomy places the organism in Eukaryota, Metazoa, Chordata, Chondrichthyes, Rajiformes, Rajidae. Gene Ontology annotation, biological process: monocarboxylic acid transport; transmembrane transport. The record is from RefSeq and is a predicted model, not a curated record. The transcript has 4 exons. The coding region runs from base 14 to 1327 and encodes 437 amino acids.
GCCUGGACCCAGGAUGAGCCAGUGUGUGUCCAGGGAGAUGCCUGAUGGGGGUUGGGGAUGGAUGGUGGUACUCGCUGGCUUUAUCAACAACUGCCUCCUGGUUGGCGUUGCCCGAUCAUUUAGUGUGUUCUUCGUCGACUUAACCAGACACUUCCAGGAGACGUCUAGCCGAGUUUCCUGGGUCAUCUCCAUCGCCAUGGCAACGCAGCAGCUCGCAAGUCCAAUGGGCAGUGCAUUCGGGAAGCGUUACGGAGCCCGGCCGGUUGUCAUGGUCGGAGGAGUUUUAGCCUCCCUUGGGAUGUUUGUGGCCUCUUUCGGACAAAGUCUUCUACACUUGUACCUCUCUAUCGGACUUCUGACAGGUCUGGGUUGGGCAUUGGUUUUCACCCCGACUAUGGCGAUGGUCUCCAGAUACUUCGACAAGCGGCGAGCGUUGGCCACCGGCUUGGCGUUCACCGGAGUGGGAAUCGCCUCGUUCUUCUUCUCCCCGCUCUUCCGCCUCCUGAUCGACGCCUACACGUGGCGCGGGGCCCUCCAGGUCGUGUCGGCCAUCUUGCUGAACCUGUGCGUGUGUGCGGCCCUGCUCAGGCCCAUCCGCCUGCUGGGGGACCUCCCCGUGGCGAGCGAGGCCUCAGGCUGCUGGGAGAAAGUGACGAAGGCCUUGGAUUUGGGCCUACUCCGGCAGCGAGGCUUUGUGGUGUACACCCUUGCGUUAACCCUGAUGACCACGGGCUAUUUUGUGCCCUACGUACACCUGGUGGCCCACGGCAAGAAUCUAGGCUUCACCGACUACCAGGCGGCCUUGCUUCUGUCUCUCACCUGUAUCCCCGACACUAUUGCUCGCAUGUUUUCAGGCUGGCUCUCCGAUCUGAAACUGGUCCGUUCCAUCCACUUACUAUUCCUCUGGAGUGUCCUCAGUGGGAUCAGUCUCUUCCUCCUGCCGUUAGGCCGAACCUUCCCGACUCUAAUGGUGGCAGGCCUCUUUUACGGCCUAUGUGCUGGAGGCCUCUCCCCUCUCUUCUUCUCCACUCUCCCAGAUAUCGUGGGUGUCGGUCGGAUUCUCAACGCCACUGGCCUCUUCCUGAUGCUACUCAGUGUCGGUGGGCUCCUUGGACCCCCCCUGUCAGGACUGCUGGAGGACCGGACUGGGAGUUACAACACCUCGUUCAUGGUGUCGGGAGGAUUCAACCUGGUGGGGUCUCUCGUCCUCCUGCUCAUCCCGGGCUUUUUCGCCCGCAGCGAGACCGCCUCUGGGCAGAGGACGGGCGCCACGGCGAGCCGCCAUCACGGCGAGCGACACGAUGCCCGAGAGAACGACCAGAGCUGAGCCCACGCCUCGGGGACAACAACACCAGCUGGAAACCACACUGACCGAUUCUGGAAAGCAGCGGGAAAAUUGCCAGCCGCCAGAUAGGACCGUACGAUGGACAACUUCUAAAGAGCCUGUCCCACUAGGCCGAGAUUUGUGCCUCAUUUACGCCUCCUGUGUAGAAUAAAU